AUGAGCGCUUUUCAGAAGGAAUACAAUUCGUGUCAGUGCAGUCCGUUUCAGUUCACUGCCAGUGGAAGCCUCGCUGAAAAAAUUAACUCGCCUCUUUCAUUCCCACGUGGACUUGCUGCGAACAGUGCACCUCGAAUUGCUCGAUGCGUCGAGUCGGAGCCAACAUCACCAUUCAGCAACUGUGCUAUUCUUAUCAAACAGUCUACAGAUCUGAGGAAGGAACCGUUCCAGUACACCGUCGAGAAAAAUGCUCUCUCUUCUGUCAGCACCUUUGAAACUGUCACUUGUAGUGCAUCUACUUCAGCUGACGUCGUUUGUUGA
Gongylonema pulchrum is the source of this 321-nucleotide messenger RNA. The record is from the annotation of a GenBank genome assembly. Lineage: Eukaryota; Metazoa; Nematoda; Chromadorea; Rhabditida; Gongylonematidae.